CUUCGUUUUUAUAUUUCCUUCUGUACUGUGUAUAGUCAAUAUGUCGUUCACAGAGGAAGAGUGUUCGAAGAUGAUCUUUUUCGUGCAGCUUGUUGAAAAAAAUCCUUGUCUGUGGAAUCACACAAUGAAAUCUUAUUCAAGGGCAGAUGUGACAAGUUUGGCUCGGAAAAAUAUAGCAACUGAAGUGAAGGAAACUGAACAGGUUUGUCGUGACCGAUGGAAAAACAUCCGCACUGCUUUUGGAAAGUCAUUGAAACCUUUGAAAUCAGGAUCGGGAAGGCUAAAGAAAUCAUAUUAUUUGGCCCCCCACCUCUCAUUUCUUCGCCCAUACAUGAAAGGGGCUCCUUCUUCUGGGAAUGUAUCUCCACUUGAGGAAAAUGAAGACAACAUGGCAGCUUCAAAUACAAUGCUGACCACCACAGACCAUCAGGAAAUGGAAAGUUGUGAAAUUUCGGAAGAAAUGUGUGAUUUGGUUGAUUGUGAUGUGGUGCUAAAAUCAACUCCUAAAAGAAAAGCCGAAGCCAGCAACAGCGAUGCCCAUAAAGUAUAUGCUGACUGGCUGGAAAUUAAACAAUUUAAUGAAAUGAAGAGAAACUGGGAGUCAUCAGCUGGUGAUGCUGACUGGAUGUUUUUUCAAUCCAUCCUCCCUGAUUUCAAGAAACUUAGUGACAGGCGUAGGAGAGACCUGAAAGCAAAAUUCCUGUUGCUUUUGAAUGAGCAGCUGGAUGAAGCUGAGAAUGAUACAUCGUGAUUUUCCUCAUCAUAGACUGCAUCUAAUUAACAAAUUUAUGCCACUGCUACAAGAUUGAUGAUGACAGAUUUCCCCUCAAAUCCGACAAUGCUUCUUGUGAAUACACAUCAAGCAGAAUUACAUUCUACCUUAGGAUAUGGAGCAGCUGUUACUUUUUAACUUGUAACCAUCGUUUACAUUAUGAGGUGACGAAAGUAAUGGGAUAGUGAUGUGCUCAAAUACAGAUGAUAGUAACAUUAUGUACACAAGGAAUAAAAGGGCAGUGCAUUUGCAGAGCUACCAUUUGUGCUCAGGUGAUUUGUAUGAAAAGGUUUCUGAUGUGCUUAUGGCCACACAACAGGAAUUAACAGACUCUGAAUGUGGAAUGGUAGCUGGAGCUAGAUGCAUAGGACAUUCCAUAUUGGAAAUCGAGAAUUCAAUAUUCUGAGAUCCAUAGUGUCAAGUGUGCCGAGAAUACACAAUUUCAGGCAUUAUCUCUCACCAAGGACAAAACAGUGCCCUGUACUUAAUGACUGAGAGCAGCAGUGUUUGCAUAGAGCUUGAAAACAAAUCGGUUAGACCCUAAAUCUCUGGAAAAUCACAGCCUGGUGAGAUGAAUCCAAGUUUCAGUUGGUAGGAGAUGAUGGUAGGGUUUGAGUGUGGUGUAGAGACCUUGAAGCCAUGGACCCAGGAUGUCAACAAGGUAUUGUGCAAGCUGGUGGUGCCUCCAUAGUGGUGUGGGCUGUGUUUACAUGGAAUGGACUGGAUCCUUUUGUCCAACUGAACCAAUCAUUGCUGGAAAUGAUUAUGUUUGGCUGCUUUGAGACCAUUUACAGCCAUUCAUGGUUUUCAUGUUCCCAAACGACAAUGGAAUUUUUAUGGAUGACAAUGAUUCAUGGAACUGGGCCACUGUUGCUAGAGAAUGGUUUGAAAAACAUUCUGAAUGUUUCGAGCAAAUGAUUUGGCCAUUCAGAUUGCCCAACAUGAAUUCCGUCGAACAUUUAUGUGGCAUAAUUGAGGGGUUAGUUUGCGGCAAAAUUUGCACUGGCAACACUUGUGCAAUUAUGGGUGGCUGUAGUGGUAGUGUGGUACGGUAUUUCUACAGGGGACUUCCAGCGACUUGUUGAGCCCAUGCCCCAUCGAGUUGCUGCACUACGCCAGGCAAAAGGAGGUCUGACGUGAUAUUAGGAGGUAUCCCAUGACUUUUGUCACCUCCGUGUAUAUGUACAGUCUUAGACGUAAAACAUGGCCGCCAGCCGGCUGCCACAAGACUAAGUCCAAGUUUUCCACUUAGUCUCUCGUAAAAGUGGCUGCUCCUUAGAAUUCAAAAUCUGCAUGAUCUGGCAACACUGUAAGAUGUGGAAGAGUUUACUCAAGCUGUACAGUGCUGUAUCUGCUAGUGGUCUAGUUGUAAACGUCGCACAAUGGAGAUUCCUUUAUUUUUGAACUGCAAUUUGGCUGUGUAUUAAAGGUGUAAGUCUGAUGGAACAUCAAAAAUAAUGUUACAUUUUCUAAGUACCACUAAUAGCAAAACCACAAACAAAAGAGCUCAUCGCUGUGUUGUGAUCAGAGCUGUUUCUGCUACACUUUCCUUGUCCUAAAGUGGCUACUGCCAUUGGGCACCUUUAUGCCAGCUACUGUCUGACCAGCUGAUCAUGGUGCACUUUGGCACAUUUCUGCUUGUACAUUGUUAGGAUAAAAUUAUUUCUUAUUGUUCUUUGAUUUUCCAUGCAGAGUACAUUCCAUAAAUUGAGUGAACACCAUGCAGCUACACAGGAUGCUUAGUUUGCUGUGGGUGUGUUUAUCAAGUACCAUUUUCUGAUUUAAAGUUCUAGUAUUUAUUGUGGGGCUGUAGAUUGGAAUUUGUUUACUUCAGUCUUAUGGAAGUUGCUUAAGCAUUAUAAAACAGUUGAAGGUGGAAGGAAAAUGCCUAACAUUUGGGACAUGUUGUUCACUUUGGGUUUAAUUGGGGGGGGGAAAUUGGGGGUGCAGUGCAACAGAGGUGGAAGCAAAUCAAAACAUUUGUUUCAUGUCUGAGGUGAGUAUGUAAUAGUAAUGUCAGGAAAGGAAAGGAUUUUCAUGUUUCAAGAAAGUUCGUUUUCCUGUGAAUGAUUUUCCAUAUUCAGAAAGGCUCAAUAAUUGACAUAUAAGUUGAACUGCAGCAUUUGCCUGCAAGAGGUUGGGUGCAGUGGCACUGCAUGUUCUGAUUCAAAGCAACAAAAAUCAACGGGGUGAAUACUGUUACAUUUGUAUUCAAGUAUCAUCAGUUCGCUCAUUGAACAUUCCUUUCCAAUAUUGGUACUGUGACGAUUUUAUGAUGCCUUUAUGUUAACUUCAUGAGAAGAAAUCAGUGGCUGACCCCAUUAAAAAAAGGGAGGCAUUUCCUUGAGGAAAAGGGAGUGUGAACAGAUAAUGUCUUGCAUCUAAUGCUAAAUUCACUCGAUAUUUUCUUGCCAUUUCUGUUGAACAGUCUGAGUGACUUAAAAUGUGACAUGGGAUAAGCGAUUUAGAGUUUUGCACCCAGUGAACAUGCUUCACACAGAAAUUGCAGCUAAUUUCAUGUUUUACAUUGAGGUUUAUCUGUCCUAGCCACCGCUGGGAGAGACAAAUGCCAUAGAUCUUUGCUAGCUCAGAGGUGAUGGGGUCAUACUGCAAAAUAAGUGCAGCAUCUGGUCUUGUUUCCAUUCUCAAUGUAGGCCAAUAUUUUCCCUAUUCUGUGAAAGAGCCUCCAUCAGCCAGAUUCCAAACCAGUAGGGAAAACUUAAGAAAAUUCCUGCAUCAUAAGUUCUUUCAUUACUGCCAGUACCACAUAUUGUAAGGUUGAAAAAUGUAUGUUAUUGCACAAUUGAUAAUGCCCUUUUCUGAUUCUAUCAAGAUAAUUCUUGGUUUUUGUAGAGACACUAUUUCAUAUGUGAAAUUGUGGUAGUGAAUAGUUUCUUAACUGGACUCCUUCAUUUGUAUACUCCAAAUAUAUAAUUUCCAUACUACUUGAGUAUAACACAGGGCAUCAUGCCAAUUCAGACUGCUUUGAAGACCAAAGUGUGUGCCAGUAAUAUCUUACAAAUUUGUGCUGAUGUUGGUAUGUCUGUUUUACAGAUAAUUUAUUUUUUGAUAUUUGUGUAAGGUUAUAGUUGUAAACAGUAAUUUAUUUGUACUAAGGCAAUGCAUAUUUUAAUAGCGUUUUUCAGUAGUUUAUUGUACACGAAAAGUAAACAUGGCACAAAUUAACAUCAACAAUACAUAUCUCUUACAUUACAUAAAACAGUCUGGCAGUGCUCAAGUAGUUUACCAGUUGCAAACCUAUAGAAACUUAAACACUUAAACAAAUUUUGUUAGAUUGAAAGUCUGAUUUUCCACACAAAAUAACUUCAAUAAAUUGAGUGAAAACCGUGCAAUUACACAACAUGUAUAGUGUUCUACAACUGUAUGCAGAGUCCAAAACGUAGCUGCAUGGCAAAAACUAGAACUUUAAAUAAGAAAAUGGCACUUGAUAAAUACAUUUGCAGAAUCUUAUGCAUCUUGUGUAACUGCACAGUGUUCACUCAAUUUAUCAGAGUUAUUUUGUGUGGAAAAUAACAUUAUAAUAAGAACCAAUUUUACAGUAACAAUGUGAGAGCAGAAUAUGGCAAAGUGCACUGUGUCUUGAUCAGAUCAUUGGAUGGCGACUGAUGUGAAGGCACCUGGUGUUGGCUGCCACCGUAGGGCACGGGAAGUCCCAAGCAUUAACUGUUAUGAUCUUGGCGCAGCCACAAGCUGUUUUGCGGAAAGUUUUGUUGUUACUGGUGGGGUAGAAAGUGGAGAAAAUUAUCUUUGAGACCACAAGACUGAUACCUUUAGCAGUCAGCCAAAAUGCAGUAUUAACAAAAAGGGGGGGGGGGGGGGGGGGAGGUCAGCAGUGAGUGGAUUUGAUCUCGAUAUUUUCCCGAUACUUUCCGUUAUCAUUGUGCAGCCUUUACUUCUAGACCACCAGCAUUUACAGCUAGAGUAGAAGACUACAUUUCCUCCUGAAACUUCCACAUCCUACAGUGUUGUCAGGUCAUGCAUAUGGUUGUACUUAGAAUUUUCUGGUGCAGCCAUUUCUAUUGGCACCUUAAGGGAGCUCACUCUGUGUCUGGGCGGCUCAGCAGUGAAUAUGUUUUAUGUCUAAGACUGUACUUCAUCAAAUAAAGUACAAUACUAGGUGGUCUUACUAGAAAAGAAAUUUUCAUUGUGGCAUUUUUAAUGUCGCUCACACUUGCAGCAGCUUACCUUAUUGUAAUGAGUAGCUUCUCAGUGGAACAAAUAGAAGGUCGACAACUUGCGUCUAGCUUUGUCAGCAUUUUAACUUCUAAUGCAGAUGAUUUCUAUUAUUUGAGACAGUGGAUAUAAUAUUAUGGCCUACUCUACAUAAACUGAAAUUAUGAGAAGUAGCAGCACUCUGAAGAUGGCCUAUUUUACUGGUUACAAGAUGAACAGAUUGAGAGUGUUUGAGCUUUGUAUGCUGAGAGAUAUGCAUAUGUAGACGUCCAAAGAUAGCUGAUUUAUCUGUAAAGAUGCCACACUAUUACUGUAUUCCAGGAUGUUAAAGCAGUUAUGUUCCAGUGGCGAUAAAAGCUACAUCAAGGUGUUUUGGUUCCCAGCAAAUAUGGACACACAACAUUGACUGGCUGAAAGCAGUUCCAAAAAGAGACUUGGUUACCUUCCAAGAUAUACAUGGUCUGUGCUAAGUACUGUGGAGAACAGGAGAUAAUAAACUUCAAUAUGUUUAAAGAUAUGCUGGGAAAAAAAGCUGAAAUACCAAAAGAGCUGGACUCAAAUGAACAGGUGGCACAAUGCCAAGAUUUUUUGCAGGUGUGCCUCAUUAUUUAAGGGCUAGGAAAGAUACAAAUGAAGGAAGACUGAAGUGACAGAAAGACCUUCAUCAGAUAAAUGGAAAGUGCCUUACAGAAAAUGUGAUUAAAAUAUUUACAGAUCUAAGUGAAAAUGUAGGUAGGAUUAUGCACAGUGACAUUUGAUGCCAUUACUGUAACUAGCAAUUCAGUAUGUUUCUAUAGGUUAUCAGUGGAAGGAAUUCCAAAAAUUCAAUUUAGUGCAAAAACUGAUAAGUUUAUGUGUGUCAAAGUAUGCGUUAAGAACAGUAUUGCAAGUGCCCACAAUAUGCAAAGAAUACUUGAAAGUAAUGAGGUGAACACAGCUAGAGAACAUUCUGCAGAAGUAUGUUACAGGGAAAUGUAUAGUGAGAGUUGUGGUCAUGCUUGUGUCACAAAACUAAAAGACUGUGUUGCAUAUUUGGAGCAAGUUUUUACUGCAGACAUUGAAAACGGAACUCAUGUCAAUUUCUUGUGUGAGCAAAUUACACUAUGUGGUAUGUAAAAGUAAAGAUACUCUGUCAAUAUGUUUUUGUAAUCUUUCUUAAUAUUUGAACAGUCCAUUUCAGUAUAUAAUGCUCUCUUUGUCCAAACUUUCUUCUAUAUCUACUGCAUCCAAAGCAGAUACAAAAACUUGUUUUUCCUUACAGUGGAAACAGGACACUUUGCAAGCCCUGUAGAUCCAGCAGUCUCUUGAAUAACAUUUUGUUGGCACUGCCUUCCUGCAGAGUUUGUAGGUGCAAUGCUGUAGCUGUCCAUGCCAUUCCAUCAGUCUCAAACUCUUGGUAAUCAAUAUCAGCUCUCCUUUCAGCAUUUUGUAUUAUAGCAACACUGCAAAAUUUAGAAAUUAUGAGAAAACACAAUGUAACAAAUAUAUAAAUUAGUUUUAUGUUUCACAGUUAUACAAAUUGUAAUAUUUUACCCACUUUGUCAUCUCCUUCUAUGACUAAUAGCAUUACUUGCAAGUCGUAAAUCAAUACCAUAUCUACCCCCACUAUUACAGCAUCAUUGUAGUUGGAAGAAACCCUUGGUUGGUCAUUAUCUACACUGCUGUCUGAUGAAUCACUACUUGAAUGUGCAGCAGGAUUGUAUUCAUUGCUCAAUAUCACUUUUGUUUUCUCCCUCUGGAACACUCUAUUUCAGACUGAGUUGAAUGUAUCUGAAGAACUUAUAGUAUCAUCUGAAUGCCUAUCAGUGAGACAGCAUUCCAUUAUAGUAAGUGAACACUGAUCAUGCUAUCCUGUACUUUACAGUUGCACAAUAUUUUGUUUUGUGUUUAUAAUAAUUUUUAACUGUUGAAAUCCCACUGUUGCCCAUUUAACAUGUUGACUUCUGCACAUCUAGUGAUGGGUGUUUCAUUGCCAGGCCUGUAUGGCAGGAUAAGGUACCUGCAAUGUAAUCGUCUUGCUGGGGAUAAUACACUACUGGCCAGUGAAAUUGCUACACAAAGAAGAAAUGCAGAUGAUAAACUGGUAUUCAUUGGACAAAUAUAUUAUACUAGAACUGACAUGUGAUUACAUUUUCACGCAAUUUGGGUGCAUAGAUCCUGAGAAAUCAGUACCCAGAACAACCACCUCUGGCCGUAAUAACGGCCUUGAUACGCCUCGGCAUUGAGUCAAACAGAGCUUGGAUGGCGUGUAUAGGUACAGCUGCCCAUGCAGCUUCAGCACAAUACCACAGUUCAUCAAGAGUAGUGGCUGGCGUAUUGUGAUGAGCCAGUUGCUUGGCCACCAUUGACCAGACGUUUUCAAUUGGUGAGAGAUUUGGAGAAUGUGCUGGCCAGGGCAGCAGUCGAACAUUUUCGGUAUCCAGAAAGUCCUGUACAGGACCUGCAACAUGCAGUUGUGCAUUAUCCUGCUGAAAUGUAGCGUUUCGCAGGGAUCAAAUGAGGGGUAGAGCCACGGGUCGUAACACAUCUGAAAUGUAAUGUCCACUGUUCAAAGUGCCGUCAAUGUGAACAAUAGGUGACUGAGACAUGUAACCAAUGGCACCCCAUACCAUCAUGCCGGGUGAUACGCCAGUAUGGCGAUGAUGAAUACAUGCUUCCAAUGUGCGUUCACCGUGAUGUUGCCAAACAUGGAUGCGACCAUCAUGAUGCUGUAAACAGAACCUGGAUGCAUCCGAAAAAAUGACAUUUUGUCAUUCAUGCACCCAGGUUCGUCAUUGAGUACACCAUUGCAGGCGCUCCUGUCUGUGAUGCAGCAUCGAGAGUAACUGCAGCCAUGGUCUCCGAGCUGAUAGUCCAUGCUGCUGCAAAUGUCAUCGAACUGUUCAUGUAGGUGGCUGUUGUCUUGGAAACGUCCCCAUCUGUUGUCUCAGGGAUUGAGACGUGGCUGCAUAAUCCGUUACAGCCAUACGGAUAAGAUGCCUGUCAUCUCAACUGCUAGUGAUACGAGGCCAGCUAGUGUUCUGUAUCACCCUCCUGAAUCCACCAAUUCCAUAUUCUGCUAACAGUCAUUGGAUCUCGACCAACAUGAGCAGCAAUGUCACGAUACGGUAAACCGCAAUCGCGGUAGGCUACAAUCCGACCUUUAUCAAAGUCGGAAAUGUGAUGGUACACAUUUCUCCUCUUACAUGAGGCAUCACAACAAUGUUUCACCAGGCAAUGCCGGUUAACUGCUGUUUGUGUAUGAGAAAUCAGUUGGAAACGUCCUCAGGAGGACAUACAGAGAGUUGUUACAGGUUUCUAACAUUAAAAAAUGCAGUUUAUUUGGUGCUUCUUUUGUUAUCCGAUUGUCUAUAAAUGAAAAAUCCUAAUUGCAAUUAAUAAAAUCAAUGAUACAUGUUCCUCCCAAUGGAUGGACGAAAUAUUAGCCAUUACUUUGCCAUGAAGUUGUUGAAAAUCACAGUGCAGAGCUUAAAAAGUGAAAUUACAUAUAUGUGUUGUACAUGAUAACUUAACAAUUAAUCAGAUGAUCCAAAUCUUAUGAAAAGUGAGCCGUUACAUUUCAGUACCCUCCAAAAAGGUAUUGUGCAACACAGGUUGGACAGAACUUUUGUAGGCAGUCACGAAAUAGCUAACAAAGUUGUAGGUGUUGCCACCAGAGCCAACGUUGUGUGAAUGCUCUGAAAAAUGCUCUGAAAAGCUAAUCAUUUGCAUAUCACAGAAUCUUCUUCCUGUCAGUUAAAUUUCGCGUCUGUUGCACAUCAUCUUCAUGGUGUAGCAAUUUUAAUGGCCAGUAGUGUAAUUGUCAAAUAAAGUAAAUCAAAGUAAAAGUCUAUACAAAUGUAAAUUUUGAAGUUGGAUGGAUGUAACUCAGAUUCUUCAAAAAGAAUGUUGGUGUGAACUUAACUCGUUGUCGUUUCUCCUCUGCAGUUGAAUGUUCCCAUAAAUUUCUUAAGUUAUAAUGGGCCAGAGAACACCAUGGUUUCCUAAUAAUGUGAAAAAGCAAAGAAAGAUUCAGGGGUACACUAACUUAUCUGACAUUACGUCACAUAGUGCAGCUCAAAGUCUCACAUUGUACUCGCCCUUUCACACGAUUUCGUGUGGGUCGUAUAUACCUUCAGUGAAAAUUCAAAUAUUGUUGUAUAUAGUAAUUUUGUUAAUUACAAUUGCAGAGGAUGUUCAAAAUCACAGAAAAUGUUAUCAUUCAAAGAUUACAAUUGAAAUACUUUGCAGGAUACAAAGUCAAACACAUAUUUGUCAUUUUCAAGGAAAAAUAAGUGAAAUGAUUCAAAUAAAUAAUGCUGAUUAUAUUUUCGUUAAUUGCACUGAAACUAAAUUAUCCCAAGUAUUCCUACCAUGUUUCCUGCUUCAAAUAUAAAUACGUUAGUUGUUAGUGUAGACAUAAUUUCAAUAUUAUAAUCCAGUAACAUAAAUAAACACUUUGUUUAUAUUAUGAUUUAGUUUAGUACCGCGAAUUACUGUAAUUGUGAAGUAACUAGAUCCCAUUAUGUGAAACAGUAGUAUAGUAGAUUGACAGUAUGGCAAACAGAGUUGUUUCAGGAUGUCAAAUUAAAUACCUUUCAGCUGUCAAUUUUCAACCUUAUUUUAAUUGGCAACCGG
Schistocerca cancellata (South American locust) is the source of this 9583-nucleotide messenger RNA. RefSeq lists its product as uncharacterized. Gene Ontology annotation, biological process: regulation of transcription by RNA polymerase II. Gene Ontology annotation, molecular function: DNA binding. Gene Ontology annotation, cellular component: transcription regulator complex; nucleus. Lineage: Eukaryota; Metazoa; Arthropoda; Insecta; Orthoptera; Acrididae. The record is from RefSeq and is a predicted model, not a curated record. The coding region runs from base 41 to 751 and encodes 236 amino acids. The transcript has 3 exons.